Messenger RNA from Myotis davidii, 2993 nucleotides. It is a transcript of the gene CLCN6, whose product is annotated as chloride voltage-gated channel 6. The record is from RefSeq and is a predicted model, not a curated record. Lineage: Eukaryota; Metazoa; Chordata; Mammalia; Chiroptera; Vespertilionidae. Gene Ontology annotation, molecular function: voltage-gated chloride channel activity. The transcript is spliced from 23 exons. Gene Ontology annotation, biological process: transmembrane transport; chloride transport. Gene Ontology annotation, cellular component: lysosomal membrane; intracellular membrane-bounded organelle. The coding region runs from base 1 to 2523 and encodes 840 amino acids.
AUGUCGACCAUCCUUGGAGAAACACAGGAGGAGGAGGAUGAGAUCCUGCCAAGGAAAGACUAUGAGAGUUUGGAUUAUGAUCGCUGUAUCAAUGACCCUUACCUGGAAGUUUUGGAGACCAUGGAUAAUAAGAAAGGUCGCAGGUAUGAGGCGGUGAAGUGGAUGAUGAUGUUUGCCAUUGGAGUCUGCACGGGUUUGGUGGGUCUCUUCGUGGACUUCUUUGUGCGCCUCUUCACGCAGCUCAAGUUUGGAGUGGUGCAGACAUCGGUGGAGGAGUGCAGCCAGAAAGGGUGCCUCGCCUUGUCCCUCCUUGAACUCCUGGGUUUCAACUUGACCUUUGUCUUCUUAGGGAGUCUUCUUGUCCUAAUUGAGCCAGUGGCAGCGGGUUCUGGAAUACCCGAGAUCAAGUGCUAUCUGAAUGGGGUGAAGGUGCCCGGAAUCGUCCGUCUCCGGACCCUGGUCUGCAAAGUCUUCGGGGUGCUGUUCAGUGUGGCUGGAGGGCUCUUUGUGGGGAAGGAAGGCCCCAUGAUCCACAGUGGAGCCGUGGUGGGCGCUGGCCUCCCGCAGUUUCAGAGCAUCUCCUUCCAGAAGAUCCAGUUUAACUUCCCCUAUUUCCGAAGUGACAGAGACAAGCGGGACUUUGUAUCAGCAGGUGCAGCUGCUGGCGUCGCUGCAGCCUUCGGGGCUCCCAUCGGGGGGACCCUGUUCAGCCUGGAGGAGGGCUCGUCCUUCUGGAACCAAGGGCUCACGUGGAAAGUGCUCUUCUGCUCCAUGUCUGCCACCUUCACCCUCAACUUCUUUCGUUCUGGGAUUCAGUUUGGAAGUUGGGGCUCCUUCCAGCUCCCUGGAUUGCUGAACUUCGGCGAGUUCAAGUGCUCUGACUCUGAUAAAAAAUGUCACCUCUGGACAGCUGUGGAUUUGGGUUUCUUCGUCCUGAUGGGGGUCAUUGGGGGCCUCCUGGGAGCCACAUUCAACUGUCUGAACAAGAGGCUUGCAAAGUACCGGAUGCGAAACGUGCACCCGAAGCCUAAGCUCGUCAGAGUCUUAGAGAGCCUCCUGGUAUCUCUGGUAACCACCGUGGUGGUGUUUGUGGCCUCGAUGGUGUUAGGAGAAUGCCGACAGAUGUCUUCAAGUCAAAUCGGGAAUGACUCGCUCCUGCUCCAGGUCACAUCAGAAGAUGUGAAUUCAAGUAUCAAGACCUUUUUUUGUCCCAAUGAGACCUACAAUGACAUGGCCACCCUCUUCUUCAAUCCCCAGGAGUCUGCUAUCCUUCAGCUCUUCCACCAGGAUGGUACCUUCAGCCCCAUCACUUUGGCUUUGUUCUUCAUCCUUUAUUUCUUGCUUGCGUGUUGGACUUACGGCAUUUCUGUUCCAAGUGGCCUCUUUGUGCCUUCUCUGCUGUGUGGAGCUGCUUUUGGACGUUUAGUUGCCAAUGUCCUCAAAAGCUACAUUGGAUUGGGCCAUGUCUAUUCGGGGACCUUUGCCCUGAUUGGUGCCGCGGCUUUCCUGGGCGGGGUCGUCCGUAUGACCAUCAGUCUCACGGUCAUCCUGAUUGAAUCCACCAAUGAGAUCACUUAUGGGCUUCCCAUUAUGAUCACUCUGAUGGUGGCCAAGUGGACAGGGGACUUUUUCAAUAAGGGCAUUUACGACAUCCACGUGGGCCUGCGAGGAGUGCCGCUUCUGGAGUGGGAGACAGAGGCGGAAAUGGACAGACUGAGAGCCAGUGACAUCAUGGAGCCCAACCUGACCUACGUCUACCCGCAUACCCGCAUCCAGUCUCUCGUCAGCAUCCUACGCACCACUGUCCACCACGCCUUCCCCGUGGUCACCGAGAACCGGGGCAACGAGAAGGAGUUCAUGAAGGGCAACCAGCUCAUCAGUAACAACAUCAAGUUCAAGAAGUCCAGCAUCCUCACCCGAGCCGGCGAGCAGCGCAGGCGCAGCCAGUCCAUGAAGUCCUACCCGUCGAGUGAGCUGCGGAACGUGUGUGACGAGCACGUGACCUCCGAGGAGCCGGCCGAGAAGGAGGACCUCCUGCAGCAGAUGCUCGAGCGGAGAUACACUCCCUACCCCAACCUAUACCCUGACCAGUCCCCAAGUGAAGACUGGACCAUGGAGGAACGCUUCCGCCCUCUGACCUUCCACGGCCUGAUCCUGCGGUCGCAACUUGUCACCCUGCUCGUCCGAGGAGUUUGCUAUUCUGAAAGCCAGUCGAGCGCCAGCCAGCCGCGCCUUUCCUACGCGGAGAUGGCCGAGGAUUACCCACGGUACCCUGACAUCCACGACCUGGACCUGACGGUUGUCUUUCCUCCGCAGGACGUCACCCCGUACAUGAACCCGUCACCCUUCACCGUGUCACCGAACAGCAGCGUCUCCCAAGUUUUCAACCUGUUCAGAACAAUGGGGCUGCGGCACUUGCCGGUGGUGAAUGCCGUGGGAGAGAUCGUUGGGAUCAUCACCCGACACAACCUGACGUACGAAUUCCUGCAGGCCCGGCUGCGGCAGCACUACCAGACCAUCUGAGGCUCGCCCCAUCCACAGGCCAGCGCCCUCCGGCCUCCGGGGAGGCAGCUCUGCUCCGCCUUGGUUGGCGGGGCUGCCCCAGGGCACGGCAGAGCCCCUUACCCCUCGCUCGGAAAGCCUGCACUCAUCGAACGCUUGCUGGUCUAGAUCCUGGGGAUGGUUUGACCCGUCAGAGUUUGGACUUGUCUGACUUUCUCAGCAAGUAUCUUCCUGUUUCCUGCUCCCCGAGCUCCUUCCAUCCAGGUCGGCACAGGCCCCAGCCCCUGCCCCAGGAAUGCUAGGACCUGAGGGAGGGGUCAGGCCUCACCGCUGGAGAGUGACCCCCAGAGCAGGUUCCUGCCCCUCUGCUGCUUUCCUGGGGGACCCAGCUCUGCCUUAAGCCACGAGGGAGGGAUGUGGCCUCAGCAAACCCCGGGGAAGCGCCAGUUGCAGAGUGAAGGGACUUUACUGGCUCGGGAGCUGGGCACUGA